This is a messenger RNA of Lodderomyces orthopsilosis Co 90-125, 1893 nucleotides long. It is a transcript of the gene STP2, whose product is annotated as Stp2p. The transcript has a single exon. The coding region runs from base 1 to 1893 and encodes 630 amino acids. Gene Ontology annotation, molecular function: RNA polymerase II cis-regulatory region sequence-specific DNA binding; DNA-binding transcription factor activity, RNA polymerase II-specific. The record is from RefSeq and is a predicted model, not a curated record. Gene Ontology annotation, biological process: regulation of transcription by RNA polymerase II. Gene Ontology annotation, cellular component: nucleus. NCBI's taxonomy places the organism in Eukaryota, Fungi, Ascomycota, Pichiomycetes, Serinales, Debaryomycetaceae.
AUGAUGACAACACAUAUCCUUUUGAAACAAGAUAAACAACUACCAAGUAUACUGAAUCAACAGUCUACGUCUCAUAGAGGUAAUAUGAAGAGCGAAAAACAGACAUCGAGCACUACAAAUAUCACAACAACCCAGGGUUUCCUCAAUGUUGCUAUCGUUGUCUUUAUCGUGACCACAUUCAAGUAUAUUGUUGAGACAAUUUAUGAUUGUUUAUUAAAGAAAUCUUCGUUAGUUAUUGUCCCAAAUGUCUCCACCGAUCACUCAACAAGAAAUGUGAAGGAGAUUUCGCACAUUGAAGAAGAAGAAGAAGAGGAGGAGAAGGAGGAGAAGGAGGAGAAGAAGGAGCACAAGAACGAUUUGUUUCCUUCGAUGAAUGUCAGCAAUGACCCCGAGUCCAUUAAAGAAGAAAUGGUUGAAGAGUGCUUGGUACCAACAAGUUGUUCCAUGGGACUUACUACUAGACUAUUACCGGUAAAGAAUGCAAAUGGAGAAUUAGAAUGGGUUUUCACUGAAGAUGACUCUAUGUUAAAUAAAGGUACAGAAUUGGAUGUAUUCAAGAUCCCACAACCACAAAGCCACAAGUUGAAAGAUAAUAGCAAUGAACUUUCUCCAACUAUGUCAAACUCAUCCAAUGAAACCACUUUAUCAGCAAAAUUAGAAUUCAACAAUGCCCAAAGCAAAGAACAGUCUGUUUCACCAAAUGGAUCAUCUCAUGGAUCAUCUUCACCAUAUAUGGAAGAAGAAGAAGGUGAGGAGCAUGAGCAUGAACAUGAUUAUGAGCAAGAUGUAAAUGGAGAAAAAUUAUUUCAAUGCCCUCAUUGUGAUGCCAGUUUUAAAAUUAGAGGUUAUCUAACAAGGCAUUUGAAAAAACACUCCACUAGUAAAGCUUACUCAUGUCCUUUCCACACUCAAAGUAUAUAUAAAGAUGAAAACAACAUUACGCACAAAUGUCAUCCUACUGGUGGAUUUUCAAGAAGAGACACUUACAAAACACAUUUAAAAUCAAGACAUUUCAAGUACCCCAAGGGAAUCAAGACGAAAAAUAGAGGAAAUAGUGAAGGACAUUGUUCAAUGUGUGGAGAAUAUUUUAAUAGUGCCGAAAUUUGGUGUGAAAUACAUGUUGAAGGGGGUGAAUGUAAAUUCUUACCACAAGAUUAUAAAGGCAAAUCAAGAAUUAAGAAUAGAUUGAGAAAGAAGUUACAGAAAAAUGAAGAAAUUACUGACCCUGAACUAUUACCAUUUGCUUCAAAACUACUUGAAGAAGUUAAAGAACAAAGAAUGCAAAAAAGAUUAGCUAAAAAGGAAAAGAAAAAGAAGAGUCUCAAGAGACAAGUACAACAACAGCACCACCUUCGUCAUGAUGUUGCCAACAAUCUCAAUUACCACCAUCAUUUGAAUGCACCAGUGUCAACAUCACCACCACAAAAUAUAGAUACACCAGGUUCAAUAACAUCCUCAUCACAAUAUGAAACAUCUUCGAUACAUUCACCAUUUACGCCACAAACUUCAAGAUCACCAUUAAGUUUAAUGACGAAUAAUUAUGUCAAAGAAGACCAAUCCCAGGCACAUGCCUCUUAUGCUCAUGUUCCCAUAAAUCAUCAUCAAGAUCAAUACCAAUAUCAACCACAAUACAAUCCAGCACCAUAUCAAUUUGAUCAAAUCACUAUGACUCACACAGCCCCAAAACAGACGAUGAAGGAAGAUUAUGAUGAUGAUUUUUGUCUUGAUGUUGAUCAAUUGAGUCCUCAAUCAACGCGACAAUUUAACGAAAUGGUUCAAAUUAUUAAAUUGCAACAACAACAGGAGAAUAUACAGGAGCAAGCGUUUUAUCAACAGCUGCAACAGCAUCAUUUCCAAGCAGUGCAAGGUCUAGGAAGUCAGUACAUGAAUUAG